This is a messenger RNA of Dunckerocampus dactyliophorus (ringed pipefish), 2849 nucleotides long. RefSeq names its product CASP8 and FADD-like apoptosis regulator. The transcript is spliced from 7 exons. The coding region runs from base 1127 to 2131 and encodes 334 amino acids. Gene Ontology annotation, biological process: proteolysis; negative regulation of extrinsic apoptotic signaling pathway via death domain receptors. The record is from RefSeq and is a predicted model, not a curated record. NCBI's taxonomy places the organism in Eukaryota, Metazoa, Chordata, Actinopteri, Syngnathiformes, Syngnathidae. Gene Ontology annotation, molecular function: protein binding; cysteine-type endopeptidase activity.
GUUAUACUUCCAGCUCCUCACUCAGUGUGUUUCUGUACCGUACCGAAACAGGCGGUAUACGGCGAAGCGAGUUUAGUGGGUUAGCGAGCUGUGCUGAGUUGAAAGCCGGGCUUUUCUGUUCAGCGAAGGUAGCACUCCUUUAAAGCAGCUCUAUCACCAUGGUAACUGAGGCUAACCCCAAAACCUGGUUGGGACAAAGGCAUGUCCGAGCUUUCAUCUUAAAAUCAGCUAUGAAAGUGCCACUGUUGUAGCCUACUGUUCAACUAGUUCGGAGAUGGCGUCACCAUUUAGAGAACAUACGAGGUUCCGGAGGGGACGUGGAGAAAAAACAUUGAACAAAAAAGCAUUCCCUGAUUGUAUUAUCCAUAUAUAAGCGAGAUAGAUGCUCAGACGAGCACCAGUAAUUUAGUGCAAUAUUAAAUAUUAAUAAUUAGGGCAACAUGAGCAGACGUACACCGAAGUCCUUGCGUGAGUACUCACGUCAACACUACCAUUUAGUGGUCACAACGAGAUACAACAAGAAGACAUACUGCAAAGAUUUAAAAAAAAAAAAGCUUUUUGCUCCAAUUUAUUUAUUUUAUAAAUGGACAAGUGUUACAAUGUCAAAGUUGUGCAAUGUUGAGCAUUCAUAAAUGAAAAGACUAGUAGGGUAUAUCGAGGGAAAGGCUUCUUGAGACGUCAUCUGUACUUCUGUGAAGAAGGUGUCGGACGUUUCGCUCCUCAUCCGAAGAGCUUCGUCUGCGAACUAAUAAGUGCUGGUAGCCUUGGCCUUAAGUACAGCCCAGAGUGGGCUGUACUCUGGGACAACUCCUGUACGACUGAGAGCCUACACAGACUCUAGUAGGGUAUAGUUUGUAUAAUAAAUCAGUGUUAACUUGCCCAUUACAUGCUCAGCAUUAUUCUGUCAUCCUGGCAUUUUAUCCAUUCUCUAUUGGCGGUGACGGUGUUGCUUUUAGCAGUCAUAAUCUGUUGGAAACUCCUUGUAAUGCUCCAUAAAAAUUAGCUGCUCAUUUUUUGUAAAAUACACAGGCUGGGAUCGCUUCACUUUUCAGCUGAAGGAGAAUAAUAUGACGUCAAAUGGCCACUUGAUGUGAACGUUCACUUAGCACAAAGCCGAAAACCGGACAUGACAAAAGUACUGAUGACACAUUUAAGUGAGGACAUGGCCAGUGAAGAUGUGAACGAUGUGAAGUUCUUGCUGAGCACCAUCUUACCGCGUGAGAAGACGGAACAAGCAAAGAACUUGCUGGACCUUGUUAUAGAACUAGAGCACCUGGAUAAAAUUUCAUCCAAAAGAGUGGACUUUCUGGAGGAAUGUUUUGUACACAUUGGCAGGGUUGACCUUGCCAAGAAACUGAAUGUGUAUAAGAUGUCAGUAAACACACCUGUGUCUGAACAUCAAGCGCACCGGUCCUGCCAAAGUCCUGUAAACAAGUACCAAUUUACCAGUGAACCCAGAGGAGUGUGCAUCAUCAUAGACUGCGUGGGCAAUGAUGGAGAAAUGCUGAAACACACAUUUAAGUCGCUUCACUUCAGCGUGACCUUGCACAAAUGGCUCAGUGUUGCUGAGACCGUUUCAGUGCUCAGGGGGACAUUCCAAGGAAGUGAAGACGACAACAGUGAUGGCUUCGUCUGCUGCAUCAUUAGCCGUGGCACUGCCACUCAUCUCCUGGCCACAGAUUCGUAUGGUGAAGGGCUCCGGCUUGAAGGGCUGCGGCGUCAUUUUGGCGGGGACAUGUGUUCCGUACUGGUCGGCAAGCCCAAACUCUUUUUCAUCCAGAGGUACAGUGUCCCGGAGUCUCAGCAUUGUGCCGGAGUGGACCGUCGGGACGAGGAUUUGGAAACAGAUGGGGGCGGUGUUCGAUUGAGUCCCGAUUGUAUCCCGUCAGAUGCAGAUGUGCUCUGGAGUCACUGUUGGACUGGAGAACACCAACUGCAGCAAGGACAACAUCGCUCCAUUUACCUAAAGGCUUUGACAGAUGCCUUGCACAGAGGCCAGGAGAGGAGCAGGCAUCUGCUUGAUCUUCACGUGGAGGUGAAUGGAGCAAUCUUUGAACACAACAGCAGGUAUCCUGGGGAAGAGUACCACAUUGAUUUGAAGCACACUUUAAGAAAAGAGCUUUUCUUGUAGACUUGAACUACUCACUCACUUCAUCACUGUUAGGCAGCUUUGCAGACAUUCAUUCAUUUUCUGUAUAGCUUCUCCUGUUCAUGGUCACAGGAAAUGGAAGCUAACUACCUCAGCUGACCUAGGGCAGGAGGCGUAGUAUACCCGAGACCAGGGGUGGGCAAACUUUUUCACUUGCGGGCCAUCUUGGGUUAAAACAUUUGGCGGAGGGGCCGUCUAUGUAUAUAUAAGUGGCAUCAAGUAGAACGACAUACUUGCUCACGGGGCAAUGAAACAAAAACAACACAUCCACAGCAAGUUAACACGCAACAUAAACCAACAACUAAACGUAAAACAUAAAACGGAACUUAAAAGUGUUAUGCCUGCAAGACAUGCUGGGUAGUCCAGCUGCAACAGCAAUAUGAACCAUGAACAAUCAAACAUUGGCUAUCAAGAGUAUGUUAACUCCUUGUUUAAUUCUGACAACAUCCGCAACAUAUUUUGCAAUCUAGCAAAAAUGCGACCAACACAGCAAAAUGUUGGGAGAAAGAGUACCACAAGCAACCCAGCAUGCCGUGCGGCAGCAAAAAUGGGUGGUUUUUUUUUUUUUUUUGCAUGGGUACUGCGUGUAGAUAUUUGUUUGUAUGCCCACAUGGUGCAGUAGGUAGGUUACUUUGUGCGUUGUGUGUUGUAUGUGUUGGUGUGUUGUGUUGUUUUGAUGGCUUUUUAAAAAAAAAAAAUU